Didymosphaeria variabile is the source of this 3585-nucleotide messenger RNA. RefSeq names its product suppressor of tub2 mutation (gene STU1). Bases 1 to 3585 code for a protein of 1194 amino acids. The transcript has 4 exons. Gene Ontology annotation, biological process: astral microtubule depolymerization; mitotic spindle assembly. The record is from RefSeq and is a predicted model, not a curated record. NCBI's taxonomy places the organism in Eukaryota, Fungi, Ascomycota, Dothideomycetes, Pleosporales, Didymosphaeriaceae. Gene Ontology annotation, molecular function: microtubule binding. Gene Ontology annotation, cellular component: cytoplasmic microtubule; spindle microtubule; microtubule organizing center.
AUGGAGGACCAAGUAGCGGCCCUCCUCGCGGCCCUCAAGAAGCCCUCGACCAAUGUCGACACGCGCCUGCAGCUGUUUGCCGCUGUAAAAUCGUCCAUCAAGCAUGGUCGCGUCCCGGAGUCCUGUCAGGCGUCAACUUUCGAAUGCAUACGGAUUGCCAUGAGCGCCACCACCUCUGCAGCAUUGGUCUCUACCGGUUUCGCGACUUUGAGCCAUUUCAUCAAGCGAUUGCAGCUGCAAGACGAGACGUCCAUUAUCACAUCGCAGUCCGGCAGACUUCUUGCCAUUCUCGUUGAUCGCCUGGGCGAUGCGCGCGAAAGCCACCGACACGCCGCCGGGCAGCUCCUCGCCGACCUGCAUCCAUUGUGUCCUCUAGAGGUCGAGACCGUCAUUCAAAAUGCCAUGAAGGGCGCGAACCCGCGCGCCAAAGAGGCCUCGAUGCCCUGCCUCGUCAAGAUGAACAAGACGGAUAGCCUCCCCUUCAAGUCUUACGUACCCCAGCUUGUAGCAAACCUCGAAGACGCCGACGCAGGCGUCCGCGAGUCUGCCAAAACUGCCGUAGUGGACCUUUUUAGAACGGCGCCAGAGCGCGCCAAGGUAGAUCUGAAGAAGCAGCUUGUAGCUGCCAACGUGCGCAAGACCAUCGCGACCUACAUUACUACCCACAUGGAUGGCGCCAGUCCCGUCGAAGCGGAUACGCCGCCGCCGCCGCCGCCUCCGGUCCGACCUAUAACGGCAGCACGCGCCCAUACCCUACAGCCGGAUACAGGCUUCGCCGACAGCAUCCUCAGCGAAAAGCCUCCGCCAAGUGAGCCCGUGUCCAUGGACCCGCUGCAUAUUUACACACAGCGCGAGCUAGAAGACAUAUUUCGGGAUAUGGCACCCCAUUUCGAGGGGAAAGAGUCCGAGCAGAACUGGAUAGCGCGAGACAAAAAUACGACCAAGUUACGGCGGAUAACGAAAGGCAAUGCGCCAAGUGAGUUUCACGGUACAUUCAUUGUGGGUGUGAAGUCUCUGCUGGACGGAAUCACGAAAGUUGCAACUUCAUUGCGUACAACAAUGUCGACAAAUGGAUGCCAGCUGGUGCAGGAGCUUGCAGCCACUCUAGGACCCGCGAUAGACCAAUGGGUAGAGAUUUUACUGCAGACUUUCAUCAAAAUGUGCGCUGCGACCAAGAACAUUGCCGCACAAAAUGGCAACGCGACUGUGGAGGCCAUUAUGUCCAAUGCAUCAUACACGAACCGUCUGCUUCAGCAUGUUUCGUUUGGAUCGCAAGACAAGAACGUGCAGCCGCGGUGCUUUUCCUCGGGUUGGGUAAAAGCCUUGAUUCGCAAGCACAAAUCACAACUUGAGCAUUCUGGACUGGACACGAUCGAAAAAGUCUUGAAAAAAGGUCUUACCGAUGCUAACCCAAAGGUUCGAGAAGCGUAUCGAAGCACAUACUGGACGUUCGCCCUCGUCUGGCCUCAGAAGGCUGAAGCGAUAUUCAACACACUUGAGAAGCGAGAGAAGAACGGACUAGAGAAAGAUCCCAACAAUCCCAAUGCAUCACUUGCAUCAUCACAAAGCAGUACAUCCGCGUUCUCAAAGUCUGUGGGCCCUGGGGCUGGAAGGGAAUUGCUCAAGGCGAAGAUUGCUGAGCAACGGAGAGCAAAGAUGGGCGCAGGCAAUGGUGUUCCCGAACGCCCCAGUUCUGCUCAAGCUACUUACUCACCUGCGAAAUCGCAAUCAGCGAAAUCACUAGGCUCUUCCAAGUCAGCGGCGAAUAGUGCAUCAACAUCGUCUAGUCUGGGCAGACCACCUUCGGCACUCGGGAGCGCAACUAAAUCGGCCCUGUCAGGUAACGGUACUGGCUCUUUGAUGAGCGGUACAGCUAGACGACCAAUGCGUCGGCCUGAACUACACAGGCCUGCAACAGCCGAUCCUUAUGCAAUACGACGUGCAGGCACAGGCAAGGUGACUCCGUCAAUGACAACACCCGAGAAGACCCCCGCUGCAACAACGAGUAAGAAAGCCAUCGCACCAAAAAGCAUCAGCCGCCCACGAGCGCAGACUCAGAAUAGCCCAAACAUCAGCCCGGUUCGUAGUAAGUCUAGGCUAGGUGAAGUUGCAACACAUCGCAAAGCGCCCAGCACAAGUUCGCGACACGGCAGUCCAGCUGUUAGUCCUCGCAAGGAUGAGGAUCUAACAUUGGUCAAACCCUUUGUGCGCUCGCAAAGUCACCACGAACCUAGUGGCGUUCCAUUUCGAUACCAACAAAUUGAUACCGCUUCGGCCGACACUGACGUGCUUGAUAUUGGAGACGAAGACAACUUCACCAUGGUCAUUCCGAAUCUCGGUAGGCCAGAGGUUCAGCUAGCGCAGCACAGCCCACCGAAACCGAUGACAUCGUCAAGUCGAUUGGCGGUAGCAAGUCCCCGUAACUCGCCUCUGAAGAGCCCUAAAUCCAUGGGUGACACGGGUGUCGGAUCCGCUCGAAGCAUUCGCAUGCGGUCGCCAGAUCGGCCAAGCACCCGGGUAACGGAAGCCCAGGAGGAGGUUCAGGUAUACGAAGACCCGUUCGAAGGCGAUGAACCAACUACUGUCCCAACAGAAGCCGAGAAACCAGUCUUGGAAGAGCUACCUUUGAACGAGAAGAACGCCGAGCGCACAAAUAGUUCCCAGAGCCUCGAUGGGAACACUAUGAUGGGCGAGGCAGCUGGGACACCCACACGCGGUCACCACAAGACGACUAGCACUGGAAGCGUUAUGCACACAGAGACAGCGGAGGCGAACGGCCCCGAAGUCCUCAAGAACCGACAGCUCCUUGCCAGUGGUAUUAAGAAGAUCCAGAGCCAGACGGUGGAAGCACACAUGUUCCGACGACUUCAGGACAUGGUAAAAUCGAACCAGGAUAUAUGGGGCUCCGACGACGAGAAAUUCAGCGAAUUACUUGUGGCUUGCCUGGAGUAUCUCGAAACUCCUGCCGACCUUCUGAAGGCGCCCCCCGCGAAAGUGGCCAACCUCAAGGUCCAGGCGCUGGCGACCAUCCGUGCCAUGCUGUCUUUGUACCGCAAAGAGACGGCCCGGCACUUUUCUCGCGUGCUCUGCACUCUGCUGCAGACAAAGUCACAGUACGAAAACAGCUCACACAUUGCUACGGACCUCGAGGCCACCGCCGAUGAGAUUGUCCGCUACGGUCAAACGUCCGAUUGUUUGGAUGCCGUGCUUUCUCUGGUCGAAGGCACGCCUGUAUCCACCCCAACCUCUUCUCCCAACUCAAAGUCUUCAUCGAUGUCCUCGUCGUCAAUUCCAUCCAACCGGACAACAACGAUGGCACUCAGCACACUUUCUUCGCUCAUUCAGAUCUCCGGCGCUAAAAACACACCCUUGACGCACGAACAGACCGCCCGCUUGGGUAGACUAGCUGUACGAUGUCUGGACGAUACCGACGCUGAUGUGCGCAAAGCCGACAUCGACGUCUGCGUCUCGCUGCACGAGCGCAUUGGUGGCGAAAAAGAAGUUUUUUGGAAGGCCGUUGCAGGCGCACGGGAACAACAUCUUAAUCUUUUGACUUACUAUCUUGCGAAGCGCAGCAAGGCUUAG